UGGAUGAGAAGGCGCUGCCAGCAGUUGGGUCCCACCUCUGUGUGCAAGGGAACGGGGCUGCGUGGCCCAGGUGGCACCGAUGCCCAAGAACAGCAAGGUGACCCAGCGGGAGCACAGUAAUGAACAUGUCACCGAGUCGGUGGCUGACCUGCUGGCCCUCGAGGAGCCCGUGGACUACAAACAGAGUGUCCUGAAUGUGGCUGGUGAGGUGGGUGGCAAGCAGAAGGCUGCGGAGGAGGAGCUGGACGCCGAGGACCGGCCGGCCUGGAACAGCAAGCUGCAGUACAUCCUGGCCCAGAUUGGCUUCUCUGUGGGCCUCGGUAACAUCUGGAGGUUCCCCUACCUGUGCCAGAAGAAUGGAGGAGGUGCCUACCUGGUGCCCUACCUGGUGCUGUUGGUCAUUAUUGGGAUCCCCCUCUUCUUCCUGGAGCUGGCUGUGGGCCAGAGGAUCCGCCGUGGCAGCAUCGGAGUGUGGCACUACGUGUGCCCCCGCCUGGGGGGCAUUGGCUUCUCCAGCUGCAUUGUCUGCCUCUUUGUCGGGCUGUACUACAACGUGAUCAUCGGCUGGAGCAUCUUCUACUUCUUCAAGUCCUUCCAGUACCCAUUGCCCUGGAGUGAAUGUCCUGUUGUCAGAAAUGGGACCGUGGCAGUGGUGGAAGCCGAGUGUGAGAAGAGCUCAGCCACUACCUACUUCUGGUACCGGGAGGCUUUGGAUAUUUCCAACUCCAUCUCGGAGAGUGGGGGCCUCAACUGGAAGAUGACCCUGUGCCUCCUCGUGGCCUGGAGCAUCGUGGGAAUGGCCGUCGUGAAGGGCAUCCAGUCCUCGGGGAAGGUGAUGUACUUCAGCUCUCUCUUCCCCUACGUGGUGCUGGCCUGCUUCCUGGUGCGGGGGCUGUUGCUUCGAGGGGCGGUCGACGGCAUCCUACACAUGUUCACUCCCAAGCUGGACAAGAUGCUGGACCCCCAGGUGUGGCGGGAGGCGGCCACACAGGUCUUCUUUGCCCUGGGGCUGGGCUUUGGUGGUGUCAUCGCUUUCUCCAGCUACAACAAGCAAGACAACAACUGCCACUUUGACGCUGCCUUGGUGUCCUUCAUCAACUUCUUCACCUCGGUGUUGGCCACCCUUGUGGUGUUUGCUGUGCUGGGCUUCAAGGCCAACAUCAUGAAUGAGAAGUGUGUGGUCGAGAAUGCUGAGAAAAUCCUGGGGUACCUCAACUCUAAUGUCCUGAGCCGAGACCUCAUCCCACCCCACGUUAACUUCUCUCACCUGACCACCAAGGAUUAUGCCGAGAUGUACAAUGUCAUUAAGACCGUGAAGGAGGGCCAGUUCUCCUCCCUGGGCCUGGACCCCUGCCUUCUGGAAGAUGAACUGGACAAGUCCGUGCAGGGAACAGGUCUGGCUUUCAUCGCCUUCACCGAGGCCAUGACGCACUUCCCUGCCUCCCCAUUCUGGUCGGUCAUGUUCUUCCUGAUGCUCAUCAACCUAGGCCUGGGCAGUAUGAUCGGGACCAUGGCAGGCAUCACCACGCCCAUCAUCGACACCUUCAAGGUGCCCAAGGAGAUGUUCACAGUGGGCUGCUGUGUCUUUGCAUUCUUCGUGGGGCUGUUGUUCGUCCAGCGCUCUGGAAACUACUUUGUCACCAUGUUUGACGACUACUCGGCUACCCUGCCGCUUACUGUCAUCGUCAUCCUGGAGAACAUCGCUGUGGCCUGGAUCUAUGGCACCAAAAAGUUCAUGCAGGAGCUGACAGAGAUGCUGGGCUUCCGACCCUACCGCUUCUAUUACUACAUGUGGAAGUUCGUGUCUCCCCUCUGCAUGGCUGUGCUGACCACGGCCAGCAUCAUCCAGCUGGGGCUCACGCCUCCUGGCUAUAGCGCCUGGAUCAAGGAGGAGGCGGCUGAGCGCUACCUGUACUUCCCCAACUGGGCCAUGGCGCUGCUGGUCACCCUCAUCGUGGUGGCCACACUGCCCAUCCCCGUGGUAUUCGUGCUGCGGCACUUCCACCUGCUGUCUGAUGGCUCCAACACCCUCUCAGUGUCCUACAAGAAGGGCCGCAUGAUGAAGGACAUCUCCAACCUGGAGGAGAACGACGAGACCCGCUUCAUUCUCAGCAAGGUGCCCAGCGAGGCACCCUCCCCCAUGCCCACCCACCGUUCCUACCUGGGACCUGGUGGUGCAUCGCCCCUGGAGACCAGUGGAAAUCCCAAUGGACGCUACGGGAGUGGUUACCUCCUGGCUGGCACCCCUGAAUCAGAGCUGUGACCACUACCCCAUCCUGCCCCCACUGCCUCUCCCUUCACCUCCUGCUCAAACUGCGUACUUGUGUG
Ochotona curzoniae (black-lipped pika) is the source of this 2328-nucleotide messenger RNA. RefSeq names its product solute carrier family 6 member 17 (gene SLC6A17). The record is from RefSeq and is a predicted model, not a curated record. The transcript has 11 exons. Bases 80 to 2263 code for a protein of 727 amino acids. Gene Ontology annotation, cellular component: synaptic vesicle; plasma membrane. Gene Ontology annotation, biological process: proline transport; sodium ion transmembrane transport; L-leucine transport. Lineage: Eukaryota; Metazoa; Chordata; Mammalia; Lagomorpha; Ochotonidae.